AUGGCUGAGAAUCUUAUCCACUUCGAAGGUUCCCUUGAUGAACUUAAGGCAAAGAUUGCUGCUGCUACAGGUCUCAUUGUUGUCAAGUUUGGCUCUACAACAUGCAUGCCUUGCAAGAGAUUGAACCAAAUGUUACCAAACAUUGCUAAGGAGAAUCAAGAUGUCCAAUUCUUGAUGGUUGAUAUUGAUGAUAAGGAAGAUUUCCGUAAUGCAUACAAAAUUUCUUCAGUUCCAACAGUUUUAUACUACAAGGGAAAUCAGAAGCUUGAUGAAAUCAUUGGUCUCAAAAUCCCAGAUCUCAAGGCCAAGAUUGCCCAAUACAAGUAA
This is a messenger RNA of Trichomonas vaginalis G3, 327 nucleotides long. Its product is annotated as cell redox homeostasis. The transcript has a single exon. Lineage: Eukaryota; Parabasalia; Trichomonadida; Trichomonadidae. The coding region runs from base 1 to 327 and encodes 108 amino acids. The record is from RefSeq and is a predicted model, not a curated record.